AUGGCUCAGCGUAAAAGCUUUUUCGAUGAUGUUAAAAAGGAGUUAGAAUGUUCCGUGUGCCAGGAGUUGUUUAGUGAAGUCAACGAACCUAAAAUUCUAAAAUGUCUCCACACUUUCUGUAAGAAUUGUCUGGAAGCUUGGCUAAGCAGGCAGCGUGAAGGACAGCUAAGUUGCCCGACAUGUCGUCAAAUCACCGAGUGUCCUAACAGCAACAUUAACAGCCUCCCAUCCAAUCUUUUCUACAAACAGAUGGUGGAGAUUGUAGAGGCCUAUAGUGGUACAGGACAAGAAGAUGAUUCGUUGCAUUGUGGGAACUGCGAGGAAAAGAGGCCACUGACGUUUUAUUGUUUUGCCUGUAACACCUUCUUGUGUGAGGAAUGCGCUGGCGCCCACAGUAGAUGGAAGUUGUUUAAAGGCCACCUUGUCAAGGAAAUUGGAAAAUUUGAGUCGACCGAUGUGCAAGAUUACGCCCGAAAAUCCAACGUAUGUAAGAAACACAAGGAUGAGCUAAGAUUUUACUGUGAAAACUGCAACAUUUGCAUUUGUCGUGAUUGCGCCAUACUCGAGCACCGUGACGAUAAGAACCACAACAUAGUUUCACUUGAGCAAGGAUUUGAAAACAAGAAAUCCGACAUAACAAGUAAAAUGAAAGACGUUGAAGCAAUUGCAAGUCGUUUAAGGGACCAAAAACAAACGUUGGAGAAGAAAAAAGUAAGGAUGCUUCUAAGCAUUGAUCAAGCGACGAGUGAAAUUCACAGAGUCGCUGAACAAUGGAUCAGCUUCAUUCGCCAAAAUGAGGCAGCCAUGACCAAUAAGUUGCUCGAGCAGAAAAAUUCUUUUCAAGGUACAUUUUCAGCCCAGAUGUCCCGCUUAGACGAAAAACUCAUUGAGAUAGACAACAGCUUGGUAUUUAGCAGCGACGUUCUUGCUCGAGAAAAUCUACCAGAGAUUUUGAACGUGGAAGAAAUACUGGAUCAAAGGUUUCAAAAACUUUCUUCGGAAUUUCUCGUCAGUCUGAAUUUUUCAUGCGUCAAGUACGUUCCAAAUGAUACAUCACCGUCAAUGAACGACGUGCUUGGAAAGUUAAUCUUCACUAAAACCGACCCAAUGCUCACGACAGCAAAUGGCAAGGGACUUACCGAAGGUACUGGAGACGAAGUGUGCUCUUUUAAGAUAGAAACAAGGGAUUCGCAGGGACAAAUAUCUUACUCUGGGGUAGACAAAGUCGCUGUUGACAUCCGAUCAGCGGAUACAGGAAACGUCAUAGCCCCCGAAAUAACAGACUUAAAAAAUGGCUGCUACGAAGUAAAGUACAAACCCAAGAUUGCAGGAAAAUUUGAAGUGUGUAUAACUGUAGACGGUGAGCCAAUCGUUGACAGUCCAUUCCGACUUGAAGUGAAAAAAAAAAGAAAAGGCAGCCCCAACCGUCAGGUAUUAUCAAGAGUCUCAGUUGUAUAAAAAGAUCGACUGUUAUACUAAUCUAAAAAAGAAGGUUAACUGGUUUUACAAGUGUAAUUGAAUAUAAUAAAUAAGAUAAAUGUCUCGAAGGACAGUUGCUAAAAACGAAUUUAUGGCCUACAAAGACAGCUGACAACUGAAAACUGGCUAGCUUACUAAGAAAUUAGUUCCGCCUUUGUUCUGACACGUGUAAAUGGUUAGUCCUUAUAGUAGGACGAAAUACUUUAGGCCCCAUUUCAGGGCACUUCAUCGAUCUGUCUCUUGUGGGGCGUCAAGGACAAGGGACAACUCCGUAUCAUUUUCUGACCAUGACCAUGCAUCCUCAGUGCAGUGUUAGUGUCUAAGUUUCUUAGGGUGUGGUGCUAUGCAGUGACGGCAAAUCACUUGGGACUUAUAUAUAAGAUUUGUUUGUGCCCCUUCCCCUAUUAAGAUGGAUCGUGCGCAUCAUAAAGCUGGGAAGAUAUACUUUAUGAUUAACAGAAUCAAAUUCAGGAGCGCGACAGACUAAUUAUGAACAGUGUAGAUUCGGCAAUUCGGGUCAAACCAGACAAACCUUGUUAUAGCAUGUUUGCUCAUUUUUCUUUUUGUUUCAGGGAAUAAAGUAUGAUUCUUUUUUUACUUCAGUUUUUCUUAACAUAUUAUGGAAAGUGUGUAAACAGAAGAAUAAAAAAAUUAGACAUUUUUGAAAAAAUAAAACAAGAACAAGGAACGUGAACUAAGGGGAUAAAAUGGAAGGUAAUUUUGAUUUUUAAUUUAAUUUUAGGAUAUUUACAGACGCAACAUUUAGUUCAAGUACUGGACAACGAUGUGAAGUUAUCUUUAUACAAGGGGGAUAUCACUGAGGAGGCUGUUGAUGCUAUUGUCAAUGCAGCCAAUGACAGGCUUCAGCACGGUGGUGGUGUCGCAGCUGCUAUUGUGCGUAAAGGGGGACGUCAGAUACAAGAAGAGUCCAAUCGAUUGAUAAGACGAUAUGGAACACUUGAUGUCGGCGGAGCUGUUUACACUAGUGGUGGUAGUCUUUCCUGUCGCUAUGUAAUUCAUACUGUUGGUCCAGAGUGGUACAGACAUGGAAAAGAUAUGAGCAGAUCCCUUCUCUGGCAAGCUUGUCUUGAAAGCCUUGCUCUGGCAGUGAAAUUAAACCUUUCGUCCAUUGCCCUAACGGCCAUCAGCUCUGGUAUUUUCGGCAUGCCAAAAGACACUUGUGCUGAAGUUAUGUUUUUUGCAAUAGAAGAAUUCAGUUCAAGUGAAGGCGCCAAGUUUAGUACCCUUCGUGACGUGCGCAUUGUCAUCAUUGAUGAACCAACAUUAAGCGUUUUUCAGGAAGAGUUUGCGAAACGUUAUGUUGUGCAUGAGGCUUUUCGAGAAGCCUUGUCCACCCAGGGACAUUCCUUCGAUGAGCAAGAGACAAGUCGUCCGAUCCCAAACUCAAAACGUAAUGAGUAUCAGUCCAAAAAAAGAGAAGUGGCAUUUCUAAAAGCGCUAGAGGCCGAAACAGACCUGUGUCCUGACUAACUACUCACUUUUUUCCUGGAAAGCUUGUUUGUCUCGUUCACUUGAGCAUGCACAAGAGAGAGAAGAGACUAAACGUACUUUCGAACGCCCAUGAUGCCAACAUAUCGAUUAUUUCGGAGUAGGCUCAAUUCGAAAACAGAAGUAAAGAAAGUAUUAUCUAUAAGUAUUGUUGGUAUCAUUGUAAAAAGUUCGUUAAAUAAUACUAGCAAACUUGAAAAUUCCGUUAUUUUCCAAGCAGCUUCCCAUCGCUAUUACUUUAAACGUAUAUUAUGCCGCUUAGCAUACAAACGGUUAAUGAUGGUGCAAUUUGUUUCAUUCUCUUCCCCGCCUACGUUAAGGAGCGUCUGGAAACAUUUGGAAAAAAGCGUGUCUAGAGGUGGGGAGUGGCGCAAGGAGGCUUUGAAUGCUGAAGCGUCCCCUUCUUGCCUCAGGUACACUCCCUAAUUUUACCCUUAGACACCUCUUGGUUACCUAAGAAAAGAACUCUCUGCAUGUACGUGUGGUGCACCCUUUAUCCAAGCUAUGCAUCCGUUCAUCCCAUAAUGGACCUGGCCCCGGUUCUUGAAAGGCUGAUUAGGUCUGAUUAGCGCUAAUCCAGGAUUAAAAUUUUGCUCCACUUUUUAUUUACUUGCCUAUACAAUGCUUGGAGUAACAUUUUAUGUUAUCAUUACUGUAUCUCAGAGUAAAGGAUCAACUGUUUUUCAAUUGUAAACUUGAGUUACAUGUUCUUAGACAAGGAAACAGUGCUUAAAAUGUGGCUAAAUCUUGGGUUAAGCUGCAACAUCUUUCGAGGAACCCGGCCCCGGAUCAAUACUAACAUUUUGUGAGGGUAAUUUAAUAUAUAGUCCAGUCUUUAAGGAAUAAAAAUAUCUCAAAACAUCAAGCAUGGUAUCUCCACGGAAUGUUAACAAUCUGACUUCCAAAAGAGGUCAUGACGAUUUACACCUGGAGCAAGGGAGACGACGGCGAUAUGGAUUUCUUGUGUAAAGACUAACACGCCGUUGUGUCCAUUCAUGCAGAGAUCGAUCGCAUUUCGGAUUCUAAAAGAGGAGCUUCCCCAACGUCACUUGAGGGGUUCUCCUGGGCUAAAUCGAGAGUAUGACCUUAUAUGAAGGAAAAAGAGCAAACAUGAAUCGACAAAUAUAAUAAAACUUAAACUGACCACCCUUGAUCCUAUAAGUCAAGAAAUAUCUUCAGUGCUUAGUACGAAGUACAAGUGGUGAAUAGCAUUUAUGUAUUGGACAUAUUGCAAAGGUUAGAAAAACGUGAAAAACUCGAUUAUUCCUAAAUACUUAUUUCAGCACCAAUUGCUAACUACAGGUAAACUAUCUAGCGGCCACCCUAGGGAAAGGGACAAGUGGUCACUUAAUAACUGUUCGGUUUAUAGUAAUUUACUGACAAUUUUAUCCCCCGGGACUGCUGUAAGUGGUCACUAAAUACAGGGGUCCACUAAAUUCUCGAAGUUAAAAGAUGUUCAACAGGGGGAUUUUAGCGAGGGCUAACGGAGUCAACACAAAAAUUAAGUAACCAUGCAUGCGCAUGCAGUUAUGAUUAGGCUGAUAUAGCAACAGAAUAGGAACGAAUGAUAAAAGGAUUGAAUUAACAAAGGAUAUGGUGGCACCAUUCAGUCAUUGAAUGCCAGUUUCAUCUCCCGCAGUGUAGUUUUUAGCCUCCCACGCAGACGUUCUUAGGGGUUCGUCACACGUUCCUGCCGUUCCGCGUAACGAACCGCUAAAAACGUCUGCGUGGGAGGCUAUGUAGUUUUAUACUUAUCGAUGAUAACUUUAUGGCGCGUGAAGAAUUUGUUGAAGGAUUUGGAAAGAAGAGUGGAUUUAAAGGCUUGUUGAUUAAGACGCAAUUAAGCUUCAAUAUUAACGUUUAGCAGGUAAAAAUCACCACCUUUUUUAUCAACCGACCGUCCAUUAGUUUAAUAAAUUUCAGAAAUACAUAUAUCCUGUUUCCAAGGCCUUACAGGUAUCGAGCCCUCAUUUAGCAUAAGAAAAGGUGGUCUGGGGACGACACUUGUUUAAGAGUCUUUGAGUGGGUGAGAUUCGAGGUUGUUAAACUUCCGCCUUUCUGGUAAUCGCUUUGCUUCGAUCGUCUCGCUAAUUACCUUCAGCAAUGGCUCAAGGUAAAAGCUUUUUCGAUGAUGUUAAAAAGGAGUUGGAAUGUUCCGUGUGCCAGGAGCUGUUCAGUGAAGUCAACGAACCAAAAAUUCUAAAAUGUCUCCACACUUUCUGUAAGAAUUGUCUCGAAGCUUGGCUGAGGAGGCAGCGUGAAGGACAGCUAAGUUGCCCUACAUGUCGUCAAAUCACCGAGUGUCCUAGCAGCAACAUUAACAGCCUUCCAUCCAACCUUUUCUACAAACAGAUGGUGGAGAUUUUAGAGGCCUAUAGUGGUACGGCACAAGAAGAUGAUUCGCUGCAUUGUGGGAACUGUGAGGAAAAGAGGCCACUGAAGUUUUAUUGCUUUUCCUGUAACACCUUCUUGUGCGAGGAAUGCGCUGGCGCACACAGCAAAUGGAAGUCGUUUAAAGACCAUCAUGUCAAGGAAAUUGGAAAAUUUGAGUCAAGCGAUGUGCAAGAUUACGCCCGAAAAUCCAACUUAUGUAAGAAACACAAGGAUGAGCUAAGAUUUUACUGUAAAAACUGCAACAUUUGCAUUUGUCGGGAUUGUGCCAUACUGGAACACCGUGACAACAGGAAUCACAACAUAGUUUCACUUGAGCAAGGAUUUGAAAACAAAAAAUCAGACAUAACAAGUAAAAUGAAAGACGUUGAAGCAAUUGCAAGUCGAUUAAGGGACCAAAAACAAACGUUGGAAAAGAAAAAUGUAAGGAUACUUGGAAACAUUGAUCAAGCGACGAGUGAAAUUCACCGAGUCGCGGAACAAUGGAUCAGCUUCAUUCGCCAAAAUGAGGCAGCCAUGACCAAAACGUUGCUCGAGCAGAAAAAUUAUUUUCAAGGUACAUUUUCAGCCCAGAUGUCCCGCUUAGACGAAAAACUCAUUGAGAUAGACAACAGCUUGGUAUUUAGCAGCGACGUUCUCGAUCGAGAAAAUCUACCAGAGAUUUUGAACGUGGAAGAAAUACUGGAUCAAAGAUUUCAAGAACUUUCUUUGGAAUUUCUUGUCAAUCUGAAUUAUUCAUGCGUCAAGUACGUUCCAAAUGAUGCAUCGCCGUCAAUGAACGACUUGCUUGGAAAGUUAAUCUUCACUAAAACCGACCCUAUGCUCACGACAACAAAUGGCAAGGGACUUACCGAAGGUACUGAAGACGAAGUGUGCUCUUUCAAGAUAGAAGCAAGGGAUUCGCAGGAACAAAUAACUUACUCUGGUGUAGACAAAGUCGGUGUUGACAUCCGAUCAGUGGAUACAGGAAACGUCAUAGCCCCCGAAAUAACAGACUUAAAAAAUGGCUGCUACGAAGUAAAGUACAAACCCAAGAUUGCAGGAAAAUUUGAAGUGUGUAUAACUGUAGACGGUGAAGCAAUCGUUGGCAGUCCAUUCCGACUUGAAGUGAAAGAAAAGAGAAAGCAAUCCCAACCGUCAGGUAUUGUCAAAAAUGCUUAGUCUCAGUUGUGUAAAAAGAUCUGAAAGAUCGGUUAGUACACUAAAGUAACGAAGAAGGUUAACUGGUUUGACAAGUGUAAUUGGAUAUAAGAUAGAUGUCACGAGGAACACUUGCUAAAACGGAUUUAUGGCCUAAAGACAGCUGACAAUUGAAAACUGGUUAGCUUACAAUAAAUUAGUUCUGCCUUUGUUCUGACACGUGUAAAUGGUUAGUCCUUGUAGUCCUUGUAGUAGGACGAAAUACUGUAGGCCCAUUUCAAGGCACUUCAUUGAUCUGUCUCUCGUGGGGCGUCAAGGAACCAUAAACGAUAACGCCGUAACAUUUUCUGACCAUGACCAUGCAUCCUUAGUGCAGUGUUAGUGUCUAAAUUUCAUGGGGUGUGGUGCUAUGCAGGGAGGGCAACUCGCUUGGGACUUAUAUAUAAGAUUCGUUUGUGCCCCUUCCCGUAUUAUGAUGGGUCUUGUGCAUCAUAAAGCGGGGAAAAUAUAAUUUAUGAUUAACCGAAUCUUAUUCAGGAGCGCAAUAGACUAAUUAUGAACAGUGUAGAUUCGGCAAUUCGGGUCAAACCAGACAAACCUUGUUAUAGCAUGUUAGCUCAUUUUUCUUUUUGUUUCAGGGAAUAAAGUAUCAUUCUUUUUCGACUUCAUUUUAUCUUAACAUUUUAUGAAGGGUGUGUAAACAGAAGAAUAAAAAAAUAAGAAAGAAGUUUGAAAAAAAGAAAACAAGAACAAGUAACAUAAACCAAGGGGAGGAAAUGGAGGGUAAUUUUGAUUUUUAAUUUAAUUUUAGGAUAUUUACAGACGCAACAUUUGAAACAUGAACUGAGCAACGAAGUGAAGUUAUCCUUAUAUCAGGGAGAUAUCACUGAUGAGCGGGUUGACGCCAUCGUCAAUGCAGCCAAUGAGUGGCUUCGGCACGGCGGUGGAGUGGCUGCUGCAAUAGUGAACAAAGGCGGACGUCAGAUACAAGUCGAGUCUACGUGGAUAGUACAGAAGUAUGGGCCACUUGAUGUUGGCAGGGCUACUUAUACAUGUGCCGGUAAUCUUCCCUGUCGCUAUGUGAUUCACACAGUUGGUCCAGAGUGGAAGAAACAUGGGAAAGAGAACUGCAAGCAUUUUCUUCACAGAGCUUGUUUGGAAAGCCUUCAUAUUGCAGCAGUGGAUUUAGAACUUUCUUCCAUAGCUCUUACAGCAAUCAGUUCUGGUAUUUUUGGCAUGCCGAAAGAAAUUUGCGCUCAAAUUAUGCUAAGUGCAGUAGAAGCAUUUAGCUCGAGUGACGAAGCCGAAUUCAGUACCCUGCGUGACGUGCGCAUCGUCAUCAUUGAUGAGCCGACGUUAAGCGUCUUUCAAAAAGAGUUUGUUACCCGAUAUCUUUCCCGAGAAGCA
Molecule: messenger RNA, 7926 nt
Organism: Porites evermanni
Lineage: Eukaryota; Metazoa; Cnidaria; Anthozoa; Scleractinia; Poritidae
Source: the annotation of a GenBank genome assembly